Molecule: messenger RNA, 1695 nt
Organism: Cyprinodon tularosa
Lineage: Eukaryota; Metazoa; Chordata; Actinopteri; Cyprinodontiformes; Cyprinodontidae
Gene: nrn1la
Product: neuritin 1-like a
Exons: 3
Coding region: 179-673 (164 amino acids)
Biological process (GO): neuron projection extension; nervous system development
Cellular component (GO): plasma membrane
Source: RefSeq, a predicted model, not a curated record
CAGCAGCAGUGGAUGCUCUCAGAGCGGAGAACAGCGGUGCUGCUGCUGCAGGAGGAGAACACUGUAACCAGCUCCUCCUCCUCCCUUUCCUUUCCUUCCUCUAUCGGAACAGAUUCAGUCUGGACUUCUGGAUCCAAGCUGAAACUUGUGAGUCCAGAGGAGGAACUUUCGGCUCGGCAUGGCGUCUCUGCUGAACUCCGCCUGCCUCAUCUUCUUUCCUGUUGCUCUGCUUCUCACAUUGAGCCCGUGUCCUGUCUCUGCAGCCUCAACCACAAGGUGUCACUCCAUCUACAAAGGCUUUGCUCAGUGUCUGAUGGCUCUGGGCGAAAGUUUGACCAACACCGCCCACAAGGAGGAGGAAACCCACGAGAUACACUUCAUCUGCAGGUCUUGGGAUGAGUUUCAUGACUGUGCUAACGCUGUGAUGGUUGGCUGUCCAGAGGAAGCGGCAGCUGUAUGGGAGUCUCUUCGCCAGGAAUCCAAGAAGAUGCAGUUCUCUGGAAACCUUUAUGACAUGUGUUCCAACCGAAACAGCCACCCAGCAGACUCCAUCUCCCUGAACCAGGAAGAGAUCAACCAGGAAUCUCUAAGAGGAUGUGCGGUGCAUCUUGCCGGCUGCCUCCAUCUUCUCCUGCUACCGGCUCAUCUCCUACUGAUGCUAUUUUGGAUAUAGCUGCCCUGAAGAAAUGGGAUUAGUGUAAAUAGAAAAAAAACUUUGUGUAAUAUUCCAUUUCCCAAAUCCAUAGACUUUCCUUCUGCUUUUUCCUCUGCUCUGCCAGAGGUUGCAUAUUUGUAACUGCAUGCUGAGAUGGCCAAAUGGUCCUUUUGAUAACAAAUAUCUUAACUCCAUUUCUGUUUCAUUAUUACUCUCUACCAUUAAUAAGUUGAUCUAUUGGAAAUGCUCUGUACCUCUCUAGAAACAGCACAGCAGAUACACUUUUAGAGAUCAACAGUAAAGCCACUUGUCUGUUUUUAUGCCCUUACACCUUGAAAAUUAAAUUGUAAGUUUGCAUGUAAUGAUUCCAAAAAAGUUCCUACAUGUGAUUAGAUACGUAUAACAACAAAAUCACAAGCAGCACAUUAAUAUUACAAAGGAUUUAUGAGAUGUACUCAAUUGUUUGCAGAAGUUUAAGACUAAAUUUGUGUUCUUGUCCUUAAAAGUGUAGUUUCUGAGCUCCAAAUAUUGACUGCAUCAAGGAUCUGUAUUUUUCACCAAAUUGUGGAAAGAAUUAGUAAGGGCAAGUAUAUGUCCAACCGCAGUUGAAAAUAAAAAGUUGGUCCUUUGAAAUAAACAACUGGUGGAACUGACUUUAUAAUUAAGGAAAAAAAUUUUUUUGCAGGACACAAAGAGAAUACUAAAGCAAAGACUAAAGAAUGCUGAAUAAUAAUUAAAAAACAUAAAAAAGAAUAGUUAAGCAAGAAGUGAUUCAAAGGUGAUACAAAUCUUAAGAGCAAACAUAGAAUAACAUAAAUCAAAGUAUACCUGAAAACCCAAAGUGAAAACUUGAACAGCACCUAAAAGCAGCCGAUUAUGACAGUAAUCUGGUUGUAAGGAGGGUGAGAAAUGCUAACCCUAACCCACGAAGAGGCGGUGCAGCUUGAGACCCACAAAGAGAUCCCUCUAUAGACUCACCAAGGGGGUGAUGGUGAGGAACGCACAUCGACUUGGAGACAAGAAGCUCUCACGGAGGGGCC